UGGAUUAUCGGAGGCAGUACAUUCAGUUACAGUCGCGCAGCUUCCCGAGUUAGAGUGAAAAUUGUGUGUGAGUUCGCGGGAAGAAUUUUUGAGAAAGCUCACAGAGUCUUCCAGAAGGCGCGAGAUGAGUCGCGGUGAUGAGUCAAAGUGGGACAAAGUGUUGCAGGAACUUGGUGAUUUUGGGGUAUUUCAGCUGAAGAACUACAUCCUCAUCUCACUUGUUGUCCUCCUGCCACCUGUCUAUGGGUUCAGCUACGUCUUCACAGCUGCCGACACCAACUACCGAUGUCGCAUUGAGGAAUGUGAACCCCCGGGGGCGCCAUUUAUGAACAAUAGAACCCUCCUUGAGCUCACAAUCCCCCAAAAUGAGGGGCGAUUCGCACGAUGUGAUCGUUUUGCCACCAUCAAUAAAACCCUCGAUACGUGCAUGAUCUCCAACAUUGAUUACAACACCACGAUGAAGUGUAGUGAUUUCAUCUAUGACACCACCAAAAGGACCAUUGUAUCCGAAUGGAAUUUAACUUGUCCUGAAAAUGAGUGGAAGCUCGCUUUUGUGGGGACAAUGGCUAAUUUUGGUCAAUUUAUCGCUCUCCCCAUUACGGGCUUUUUCUCAGAUCGUUUUGGUCGGAAGACUGCCUUUAUAAUUUCAACCCUCUGCUGUGGUCUCUGUGGCAUUAUUAAAUCCUUCUCAAGUACCUACACGAUGCUGGUGUUGUUUGAAUUCCUCGAAAUGGCCCUGGGAUCGGGAAUCUAUGCGUGUGGCUAUGUGCUCGGGAUGGAACUUGUGGGACCAAGCAAGAGAGCCUUUGGUACACUCUUCAUAAAUAGCUUCUACACCACCGGGGGUGCUAUUCUUGGCUUCGUUGCAAUAUGGCAGGAUUACUGGCGUGAUAUGCUGAGAUGGUUGUACUUCCCAUGCCUCAUAGUCGUGGCGUACUUCUGGCUCAUUCCCGAGAGUGUUCGAUGGCUGCUGACAAUGGGACGUCAAGAUGAAGCAAGUAAGAUCAUCCGGAAGGCGGCUAAGCGCAAUAAGGUGCUUCUUUCCGAGGAAACAAUUGCAAUUCUGCAUGGAAACACUCAGCCCAGCAUUCAGCCCUGCAUUCAGCAGGAUGUUAAGGUCAAUCCCAUGGGGAAGAAGAAGAAGAAAUCCUACCCAAUUGCCAGUAUUUUCAGCUCACCCGCCCUCCUUCUUCGUCUGGCCAUUUGCUCCUUUUGCUGGAUCACCAAUACCUUCGUUUACUAUGGCUUGGUCAUAAAUUCCGCCUCAUUCGGUGACAAUAUCCACACAAGCUUCAUCCUGGGGUGCUUCAUUGAGAUCCCAUCAUUCAUCUGUAGCUACCUCAUUCUCGACCGCAUUGGUAGACGAUGGACACUCUGCAGUGCAUUCCUUGUCAGUGGAACAGCCUGUCUUGCAAUCAUCUUCACACCAACAGGGUACACCGGCAUGCGGCUCCUUCUUUUCCUCUUUGGUCGCUUUGGCAUAACAAUCUCCUUCACCAGCAUCUACCUCUACACAACGGAGAUCUUCCCAACAGAGCUACGAAGUAGCUUGCUGUCUUUCUGUUCGACUGUUGGACGAAUUGGGUCUGCCAUUGCACCCCAAACGCCACUCCUGGCAAACAUUGCAAAAUCCCUCCCGAUGGUUCUCUUCUGUGGCACCGCCAUUGCAGCAUCAAUCCUCAUUCUUCAAGCACCCGAAACACUAAAUGUCAAGCUUCCGGAUACAGUGCAACAAGCUGAAAAGCUCAACAACUCCACAUCACACAACAUUCAGUGAUGCGUGGGCUAUUUAGAAAAUUUUUUAUACUAUUUUUUACUUUUAUUUGUGAUCUGUACAGCGCGAUAUUAAAUUCGUUCUAUUGUGA
This is a messenger RNA of Lutzomyia longipalpis, 1865 nucleotides long. Its product is annotated as organic cation transporter protein-like. The record is from RefSeq and is a predicted model, not a curated record. NCBI's taxonomy places the organism in Eukaryota, Metazoa, Arthropoda, Insecta, Diptera, Psychodidae. Gene Ontology annotation, cellular component: membrane. Gene Ontology annotation, biological process: transmembrane transport. Gene Ontology annotation, molecular function: transmembrane transporter activity. The transcript has 3 exons. Bases 125 to 1777 code for a protein of 550 amino acids.